Molecule: messenger RNA, 3546 nt
Organism: Lytechinus variegatus (green sea urchin)
Lineage: Eukaryota; Metazoa; Echinodermata; Echinoidea; Temnopleuroida; Toxopneustidae
Exons: 9
Source: RefSeq, a predicted model, not a curated record
CGUGUCUGAUUGUCAUGUGAUUCCGAGAUCUCAGCAUUGUCUGUUCAGGUUCAGCGACCACCGCAAUCUCUAGCGGGAUAACGCUGAUCAUCGAUCGGCUCGCGUCGGGCGCGGGCUUCGCCGCCGGGUCAGCUAUACGGUCUGUCGCAACGUAGAAAGAGUUCGUUGCUGGUCGGUGUGUUUACGGUUGGGACCCGAAAGAGGAAUUCUUUUUUGCUGUAGUUAGUAAAAUUACAGAUCACCUGACUCAGUGUAAAGUUUCAAGAAAAAGCAGGUCAUUUUGAGGUACGAUACGGUAAGAAGUUUACAAGAUUCCUGAAAUGAUUGUGGUACCCUUCAGUCCUUGAUAGAGCUAUGGCAGAUGAAAAUAGACGGUUGGUGUCUGUUCUUGAACAGCACACUAAACAACUUGAGGAGCUACUGGACGGAGUCAAGUCCAGGGUCAAAGAUACUAUGCAAGAUGUUGCAGAAAUGGGCAUUUCUCAACUUGGUCGGGCAAUUGGAAUUUACUACUCUCUUUUCACGAGUUUGAACGUUGUUAGUCGUUCAGAUCUAGAAACCAUCUUCAAGCGUCAUUUCCACCACCCACCUGUCCAAAAUGCAGUCUCAGACUUAGAAGAGCUUGAGGGUGAAUGGGAUGACUUCCUAGAAAGAGUCCAAAAGCAGAUCUCUGGCCCUGGUGAGACACAUUCUUCCCUUAUUGUAGGAUCCCAAGGACCAUGUGAACUGAUGGUGAAGAAUGUAAGGAGUGGAAUAAUGUCAACAUUGGCUACAUACCUGGAUGGUACAAGCCAUGUUCUCCUUAUCCUACUCCGACACUUUGCCUGACUACCGUGACGCACCCACGUAGCCGAACUAGAGAGACGGUACCAAGAGGUCAAGGAGGCUGGUGGUCGUGUCUUGAUUGUCUCGUUCGGCUCACAAGAGGGUGCACUUCACUGGUUAGAUGUGACAGGAUGUCCAUUUGAUAUGGUGACGGAUGAAGAGAGGAUGAUUUACAAGGCGUUUGGCCUACAGGUGUCCAUAUCCAAGGUUUGGCAGAUCAGUGCUAUGUUGUACUAUGCUGAGCAGAAGGCUAUUGGGACUGUGUUGCCUAAGAAACUAGACAAUGUAGAGGAUGAUCCAAAUCAGAUGGGUGGUGAUUUCAUCCUGAAUCCAAUGGGCAUUGUAUCCUUUGUACACUGCAGUAAAUCACCCCAAGAUAGACCAUCUGUAGAUGAACUCCUCAAAGCCAUCAAGAUAAUGGACUUAAAAGAUCAAGUUGAAGGUAGCGCAUAAACUUCCGUCCCGAGCUUUCUGAAUGUUAGGAACAAAAUCCUGUACUCGGGAACAAAAUCUAAUCACUUCCAAAGUGUAUUUCCAAUAAUUGGAAUUAAACAUGGAUAUUGAGCAAGUACCAAUAGAAAGUUUACUGUAUUUUAAAUGCAUUUGUGUCUUAGCUAUAACCCAAAGAGGUUUUUGUGAUUCUUUGAUAUUGGCAACAUGUACAAUAAUUUUUUUUUGCACUGUUAAUCUCAAUUUUACUUUGUUAUUCCUUUAGGCUUAGAUUGCCUGAAGAUUUUUUUUUAGGUAUACCCAAAGUGUGAAGAAUAAAAUUCACAAAUCAUGAGUGUGUCACUUAUAUUAGCCUAGCAUUCUUUUGAGUAUUGUGGACUUUGCCUAUCUAUCCUAAAAUUGUUUAAGUAUUCCAGUGUAAUGUAUAUUUUCAGUACCUAUUGGGUGAUUUCAAGUUUGGUAUUGGUGAAAUCAUGAAUUUUGUUGCCUGACCUAUCUCCAAUUUUAGUUGACAAAAGUGAUGAAAUCAAGUUUGUACUAUAAAGGUUUUUGAUAACUCAGUACUGAGUAAUUUUAGUCUAAGCAGUGAACACCAACCUCAUAUCAAGUUCAAUGGCUAGAGUGAAGUAAUUUCAACACAAACACCAGCUAUCAACAACUGAACUUGAAGUCACCGAUACUUUAAUAUGAGUAGAGUUACAUAUUUAGAUCGAUGCCUUGUAAUUGGUGAUAAGACUGUUCUAAUGACCAGCAUAGUGUUCAUUUAUUGUGCAGUAAUGUGUCAUAUGUGUGUAUGUUAAAUUGUAAUACCUCUGCAAGUUACCACUACUUAAACAUAAAAUUGGGUAUUUUCUUUUUUUCUUUUGUGCUAACAUUUUCUAUGAAUUCAACUUGCUUGUCUUAUUGUAAGAGUUGAUAUAUUUCAUAUCCUAGAUAAUUGAAGCAUGUGCAAUAAUUGAGUAAUGCUUGGUAUGUAUCAAAGUAUCCCCUUCAUAGAAAUAUGAAGUCAUUGGAUUUACCCAAUGUACCAAAUCUUUCAGUUCUUGAAAGGUUACUCAAGUUGACCUGUAUUCAUUUAAUUAUCUGUCAGAUUUUCCUCACAGGGAAUUAUAAAUUUUCAACUCUCAGGGUUUAGUAAGAUGGGGUAGUUUGAAGUAUCUAUGCAAUUUUAAUGUCCAAUAUGAUUGUAUUUUCUAUUGUUUGAGAAUGUGCAAACUUUUUCAUUUGUAUGACAAAUCCCGAAUUCAUUCUUCAUGGCUCCUUAUUUGCAUGUCUAGCCAAGGUUUGAACUGAUGACGGCUCUAACAAAAACCACUUCUGUGGGAGUCACUGCCUGAUGUGAAUUAGAAUUCUGGCUAAACAUGUAACUCAGGGCACUUGUAAAAUGGAUGGGUUGAAAAUUGGACAAAUAAUAAAUACUGACAAUUUGUUUGAACAUCUGUUAUUAACUAGUAGUACUUAUAAGUAUUGUAUUUAGAUGAUAAAGGACGAUUGUUUUUUCUUAAAUAUACAUGAAUUUACAAAUUAAAGAUAUGAUAUAUGAAAUGACCAUGUGCCAAAUACUGAAAGAUAUUUGAAUAUUAGAGAUUGUAUCAUUAUGUGGAGUAUUGUGGCCAAGUGGAUUAGUCUCCAGACUUUGAAACCUAGGGUUGUGGGGUCAAAUCCCAGCCAUGGUGUGUUUUCCUUCAGCAAGAAAUUUUUCCACAAAUGUGCAGCACUCAACCAAACCAAGGUGAGGUAAAUGGGUACCUGAUCGCAAGACUUUUUGAACUAUUAACAUUUUUCUGCGAUCUUGAAUGAUCUGAUAUGAUCACUACAAUUACUCCAAGGUUAAGAUCACAUUUCAUAAUCAUGGUGCGAAUCGUGAAAGUGUGAACUAGGUAUUAGAAAUGUUCAGGGUUUGAGGUUUCACAUAGAUUUGUGCUAGGUGUAAUGUAGUGCACAAAGUAAGGUUGAUGUUUGUACAAAUAUUUAUAAUCAAUCAAUUUAAUAAAAUGAUAUUUAUUUAAUAAUAAAUCGCUAAUGUCAGCAACUCAUUUAUUUAAGAAUUUAAUUUGAUUAAAAUCCACUUGUUUAGUUUUAAUAGUGUACAAGGCCCCGCUGUAUAUACUUGUCCAUCAAAGUUAUUUUCAAUGGAAAUUUUGCCAUCACUUGAACUUGGGCACUCUGCAGAGUGAAAUUGAGCAUUGUAUAGAUUGUAUCAUCAAUUUUAAUCACAGAAACUGAGCUCAAUUGUCAAUCAAAAUAAUAUUUCUAUGUUUAUCACCACCA